Rhagoletis pomonella (apple maggot) is the source of this 985-nucleotide messenger RNA. Its product is annotated as LIM and SH3 domain protein Lasp-like. Gene Ontology annotation, cellular component: focal adhesion. Gene Ontology annotation, molecular function: actin filament binding. Lineage: Eukaryota; Metazoa; Arthropoda; Insecta; Diptera; Tephritidae. The record is from RefSeq and is a predicted model, not a curated record.
UGAACAACGCCUACCCGAAACGUAUCGGUUCAAUCGCUGACAUUGAUCCUGCAAAUGGCAUUUAUAGCUCGUUGGCCGGCGAAUCGGCAUCGCAUCAUCAGUUACAUCAGCAGCAGUCACAACAGCAGCAGCAACACCAACAACAACAACAACAGCUAUUGCAUCAGCAGCAGCAACAGCAUGCGCUUCAUCAGCAACAGCAGCAACAACAUCAGCAACAGUAUUAUCAGCAAAUGAUACAACAACAAUCAAAGUCAAGUCUGCGUGUCUACCGUGCUCUAUACGAUUAUGAAGCCCAAGAUACCGAUGAAGUGAGCUUCCGUGAAGGUGAUGUUAUAUUUGAAGUAGAAUCAGCCGAUUCUGGUUGGAUGACCGGACGCGUCGAACGCACUGGCAAAACCGGUAUGCUGCCCGCCAACUAUGUGGAGCAAGCCGUUAUAUAAUAGGGAAUGUUAUAUUAUUGUUGUUGUCAUCACCAAUUUGUUCUGAUAGCAAUAAUGAUUAUGAGAAUGAACACUUAAAGAAUUUCGAUGAUGACAAUUAUCACAGCCACAAUCACCAUAAUCAUCAUCAUCAACAUCAUCAUAAUAAUCAUUAUCAUGAGCCACACAACUCUAGGGACAUGAAAUCCACUACUAAUCAAAAGCCGAGCAAUCAACCGCAAGUCGAGACUGAUUUUUAUUAUUACUUUAAUCAUGUCUUUUGAUUUUGUCUUUUUACAUAAUUUCGGUUUUCAUCAUCUCUACGCCAAGCGAAUUUCACUUAAAUUGUGAAUGAACGAAUUGAAUUGAAUUGAAUUGGAUUGGCCCACUUUCUAACAGCGAAAGUGUAGUGUUAAAUGUCCCUAGGUAUGCAUUUGGCACAUAAAUAUUCAAUAAUUAAUUAUACAUAAUUAAAUGCUCCUGACAAGGAGUUAAAACAGGACGAAUGAAAUGAAGGUAGCGUAAAUGAGAGAAAGCAGCACCAACACGCAAUUAUUGUUGUU